Nicotiana tabacum (common tobacco) is the source of this 4781-nucleotide messenger RNA. Its product is annotated as pentatricopeptide repeat-containing protein At4g39952, mitochondrial-like. Gene Ontology annotation, biological process: RNA modification. Lineage: Eukaryota; Viridiplantae; Streptophyta; Magnoliopsida; Solanales; Solanaceae. The record is from RefSeq and is a predicted model, not a curated record. Gene Ontology annotation, molecular function: protein binding; RNA binding.
ACCUCAUUGUCCGACCCUUCACUUCACUGUUAGUAAUAAACAAAGACAUCAGAAAGAUUUCCCCUUAAACAAGGCCCCCACAGGCCACAGCUCCAAAAGUACAAGAUCUUUUCCUCUUUUUGCUUCCAUUUUCUCAUUGUACACUCUCCCCAUGUUCACAACUAAACUUCACAAACUCUGCUACUCAACUGAAACAUACCUUCACCAUAUAAUCAAUACAUUCCUCUCCAAUAGAACCUCUGAACUUAAAACCCUUCUUAAAUCCCACGCUUUCAUAAUCACAACUGGGCACUCAAACAACGGUUACACAGCAGCAAAGCUUAUAUCUUUAUACGCCUCUAACAAACCCCACCUCAUUAAUUCAAGAAAAGUGUUUGAUUUAAUCAGUUUUAAAGACCCUUUUCUUUGGAAUUCAAUUAUCAAAGCUUAUUUCUCCAAUGGGUAUUAUUCAGAAGCUCUUGAUUUUUACUCCAAUAUGCGAGGUUUUAAUGCUCUGCCUAACCAGUUUACGAUUCCCAUUGUUGUUUCUGCUUGUGCGGAACUUGGGUUGAUUUAUUAUGGCAAAAAUAUUCAUGGGUUAGUCUCAAAAUUGAAUCUUUUUCACGGUAAUAAUGCUGCUGUUGGAUCAUCUUUGGUUUAUAUGUACUCGAAAUGCGGGUUUAUGGAGUAUGCUGCUGAUGUGUUUGAUGAAAUUAAUGUGAGAGAUGUGGUUUCUUGGACUGCAAUUGUAAAGGGGUAUGUGGAGAAUGGGGAGAGUGAGAAGGGGUUGGAGUAUCUUUGUUUGAUGCAUAAGAAUGGGGAAGGUGAGGUAAGGCCGAAUUUUCGGACGUUAGAGGGUGGAUUUCAAGCUUGUGGAAAUUUAGGUGCAUUGGUAGAAGGGAAAUGCUUGCAUGGGCUGACAGUUAAGUCUGGUUUUGUUAGUCAUCACGUUGUUCAGUGUUCUGUUCUGUCAAUGUACUCAAAAUGUGGGUCGGUUGAAGAAGCAUAUUGUUCGUUUUGUGAGGUUCAUGAGAAGGACUUGCUUUCCUGGACGUCGAUAAUUGCUGUUUAUGCAAAGUUUGAGUGUAUGGUCGAAUGCAUUGAUAUGUUCUUGAAAAUGCAGGCCAGUGGGAUAACCCCAGAUGGGAUGGUAAUUAGUUGUGUGCUUUCUGGUCUAGGUAAUUCCAUGAAGAUUUUUGAAGCUAAGGCUUUCCAUGGAUUCAUCUUGAGAAGAAACUAUGUUGACGAUCACAUGGUCUGUAAUGCAUUAUUGGCCAUGUAUUGUAAGCUUAGACUCGUGAACUUGGCGGAAAAGUUAUUUGAUGGAGGAAAUGGACAAACUACAGAGGCUUGGAACAUAAUGGUGAUUGGCUAUCUCAAAGCUGGGUUAGAAGGCAAGUGCAUUAAUUUAUUCAGAGAAAUGCAACACUUGGGAAUUGAAUGUGAUGUCAACAGCUUGAUAUCUGUAAUUUCUUCUUGCUCCGGGUUGGAAGGAUUCCAUUUAGGUCUUUCCCUGCAUUGCCGUGUUGUUAAGAGUCUGAUGCUUGAAAAUGUUUCUGUUGCCAAUUCUCUAAUAAAUAUGUAUGGAAGAAGCAAGAACCUGAGUUUAUCGUGGAGACUCUUUUGUAUGAUGAUUAAUAAGGAUGUUGUCACGUGGAACACAAUGAUAACUUCCUAUAUUAGUUGUGGAAAAAUUACAGAGGCCUUCGGCCUUUUUGAUAAAAUGAUUGCAGAAAGCUACAAGCCUACUAUUGCAACACUGCUGAUUCUGCUCUCUGCUUGUUCUCAAGUUUCCUCCCUGGAGAAAGGAGAGAGAGUUUACGAAUACAUCAAGGAAGUUGGGUUUGAAAAGAAUACUUUGCUUGCUACUGCUUUGACUGAUAUGUACGCGAAAUGUGGACAGCUAACAAAGUCCAGAGAAAUAUUUGAUUCAGUGGAUAAGAAAGAUGUCGUCUCUUGGAACGUACUGAUCUCAGGCUAUGCUAUGUAUGGAGAAGCAACAUCUGCUAUAGAAAUUUUCAAACAGAUGGAACAGUCGAAAAAUAAGCCAAAUGAACUGACUUUUCUUGCUGUUCUCUCAGCCUGCGCUCAUGCUGGAUUGGCUGAAGAAGGAAAGUCCAUAUUUAGCAGAAUGAAAGAUUAUUCUUUGAUGCCUACACUGAAGCACUACGCUUGUAUGGCUGAUCUUUUAGGUCGUUCUGGUAAUUUGGAUGAUGCUGAAGCUUUGGUUUUGUCCAUGCCAAUUGCUCCUGAUUCAGCUAUCUGGGGUUCUUUACUAAGUUCUUGUAAAAUUCACAGUCAGGUUGAGAAGGGUAUAAGAAUUGCAAAACAUGCUAUUGACUCUGACCCGGAAAAUGAUGGAUACUAUGUAGCAAUUUCUGACCUAUAUAGUUCUGUAGGAAUGUGGGAAGAGGUUGAAAUGGUGAGGAAAAUAAUGAAGGAACGAAAAGUGAGGAAAGAAGUUGGCUGGAGUACAGUAUAAAUUUCACAGCUAUUUGUUGGGAGUCUUUAGCAACUCAAGUCAUGGUAGCAUCAAUGUAUUGAAGAUAUACUUGCAAGAGUUGUUCGAUAAACACCAUGUUUUCUGCACUGUAUAGUUUGCUUUCACGUGGUGGAAAACAAUGGCUAAUUGGUGGUAGCGUUGAGAUGGUUUUCAGUUGAUGUCUGUUGAAGAAAGGAUAGAAAACAAUCUAAGACUUGAUUUCAACAAAUGAAGUUAAUCGGAGAAUUGAUCGACUCUUCAUCACUGCCGAUUGACAAAGGGAAACAUAAAAGAGAAAGAUAUUGGUUUAGGACUCAAAGUACAAAAGCAUUCCUUGAGAUAUCCGAAGUAGUAUUUUGUUUCCAAAUAUAAUGGGAGUAUGAAAUGACAACUCUAUCCUUGAAGGAGAUUAUGUCAGAUUACUUAGCUGUAUUUUUUAUUUCCUUGUAUAUAUUUUUUUUAUUCACAUUAGGACAAAUUGUACAUGGACAGGUAUGAGAGUAGUGCAUAGAAUAAAUGGAACAAAUUAGCUACACUGCACACAAUAUUUCGAUUGAAGACAAUACACACCAAUUCAUAUAGGGUUCAAAAUUGUGUCUUUUACAAUGUCCAGGUAGCGAGCCCCCUAUAUUUCAGUGGGCUGAGCGAGAAGGAUGCAUCCAUUGAUCAUGCCUCUUGUUCUUUGGCUGAUGAUAGUAAUCUGAUUUUGGGCUUGUAGGAUGAACAAGUUGCAGUUUCUUUUAUCCUUUGAAGUUCACCCCUUUGACAAUGUGUCUAUGUACGAGAAAGGAGAAACUUUUAUGUUCUCUGUGCUCAUUUUGGUACAUCGGAGCAGCAACAAAUGAAAUAUGGCUGUAGACUUGAUGAAUAUCUACAGCUACUGCAUUCCUGGACCGGCGGCCCUAGAUUUGGAACUUGAGUGCAUCGCUGAAGUUUCGGAGCUUGGAUAUAGAUUGCAACAACAACCCAGUAAAAUCCCACUAAUGGGGUAUGGGGAGGGUAGUGUGUACGCACACCUUACCCCUACCCCAAAGGAGUAGAGAGGCUAUUUCCGAAAGACCCUCGGACAAAAGGAGACAAUAUUAGUAUCACCACAACAAAGCUUGGAUAUAAAUUAGGAGGAUCCAAAACAUUUGGCCAUUGAGGCUACCAAGUCAAUUCUUUCCAUGGAUUAUGAAAAUGUGAAUCUCUUUGAGGGCACAACCUUGAGGUAGCCAAGAAAAGUCUCUAAAGGGCAGCCCGGUGCACUAAACUCUCGUUAUGCGCGAGAUUUGAGAAAGGGACGGACCACAAGGGUCUAUUGUACGCAGUCUAACCUGCAUUUCUGCAAGAGCCAAGAAAGGUCUCUAACAUGAGAAAUUAUCUACUAAAUUUUAUGUGAUGGCGUCGCUGGUGUAAGACCCACCAUGAAUUCCAUAUGAGGGCGGAGCUUGCAUACGAUAAGGUGGUGUGAGGAGACAAAGAACACCAAGUUAUUUCUCUCCAUCAGCCAAGCAUUGGCAGACAAAGCUAGCUAAUAGUUCUGCUGUUGAGAGGUAGCAAAUUACUUGAUAAAAUAGUAGGCGUGCGAAAGUUAGUCUAAACUGCACCAUAAUUUCUCAGGUGUUAGGAUUAGAAUGUACUAUUAAACAGUAGCCUCACUCAAUCAUCCUCCAAACAAGUGACUUGCAGUUAUGAAAAUUGUGUACUUCCCAUAUUUGUUUUGUCUUGAUGGAACAAUGAUGAUGACAUAUAUCUGUUUAACACUUCAAACUUUUAAAUUACCAAACAUUGCACAUACGAGUUUUAAGGCUUUAUUUUUACUCUUAUAGGCAAGUUCAGUAGUAAGGGGUAAAAACUAAGUCUAAAGUACCAAAAAUAUAACAUUUGUUUAGACCUUAAAAGUAUAAAUUUGAAUAGAAGAAAAUGAUCCUAAAAGAUCUCAUUUAUUCUUUUUACUUAUUGGACAACAAAACAAAAUCUCCCGACCUUCUUCAGAACUUAAGUAUUGACAAAUGACACAAGGUAGCUACUUUUAAGCAUACUAUUUAAAAUAUAUUAAUAGUUUAUAAUAUAUUUAAAAAUUAGUCAAUUCCCUCCUACUUCAAGAGACUUAAACAUUGGUAGCUCAAAAAUUCAAGGUACUUAGUAUUGCAGUUUGGAUAAGAUACUAAUCUUUAAAUACAUUUGUAAAUUGUGAUAUGGGGCUUAAAAGUGGCUACUAGUGCACUUCUCUCCAACCAUUUCAUUAACUUGGGUAAACAUAAAUACAAACACAAAAAAUUAACACACUGCCAAAAAUUCAUUACCAAAUAUUAAGUAUCAAAAGAAAUCAAAUAAG